Aspergillus melleus is the source of this 735-nucleotide messenger RNA. RefSeq lists its product as uncharacterized. The coding region runs from base 1 to 735 and encodes 244 amino acids. Lineage: Eukaryota; Fungi; Ascomycota; Eurotiomycetes; Eurotiales; Aspergillaceae. The record is from RefSeq and is a predicted model, not a curated record. The transcript has a single exon.
AUGAACACCCGUCGCUCAUCCAUGUCUGGCGCGCCUGGAAACGUCGAGAUCACUCGUGGUUCUUACUACACUAUUCGAUACAAUGGUGCCGCCAACGGUUCAUCCGGAAUGACUCCUGCCCAGUCCCGGCCUAUCAGUUACAUUAGUUCCUCGCGCUUUCCUGGAACAAGCACCACGAGCAGGAGUGUUGGAUAUGGCAGUCCUACAACUGGCCCUAUGUCAAGUUCGACAACCCGAGGCGUUUCUUCUAUGAGCCCGAUGUCAAGUCAAUCUAGCCGAUCCUCGAUGAGUCCUAUGUCGAGCCAGACUAGCCGGGGACCUUCCUCCAUGAGCCCAAUGGGCGUUGGCUCUCGUACCAGCCGUUCGAGCUCUAUGCAUCCUGGCAGCUCCGUUCAUCCCGGCAGCUCCCUGCACAGUCGCUCUACAUCAACUGCGCGGCCCAGUUAUACCACCCCUAUUGCUCCUAACGCGAGCACCGCUGCUCCGCCCCCUCCGCCGCCAAAUUCGGCAUCUGGAAUGGCUACCACGUCCGGCGCUCGUUCUUCGGCUAUGCCUGGGUCGACUACUCAGAGUCGUCGCAAUUCAUUCUCGGGCCCCCACAACUCCUCUACAGCACAGAGUAGCCGUCAGCCUAGAUACAGUGGUGGUUUUGCGCUUUAUUCAAACCGUCCGAAGAGUUCUGGGCAUGGCCUUUCUAGUGCGAAGCACCCGCGCAAGGGUUGCAAUCAGCAGUAA